Messenger RNA from Apodemus sylvaticus (European woodmouse), 2294 nucleotides. RefSeq names its product ferrochelatase (gene Fech). Gene Ontology annotation, biological process: heme biosynthetic process. Gene Ontology annotation, molecular function: protoporphyrin ferrochelatase activity. Bases 115 to 1383 code for a protein of 422 amino acids. Lineage: Eukaryota; Metazoa; Chordata; Mammalia; Rodentia; Muridae. The transcript has 11 exons. The record is from RefSeq and is a predicted model, not a curated record.
CGCCCCUGCCGGAGAAAGUGCUGGGCGCUGUGGCGCGGGUGCGGAGCGCUGCCAGGUCGGCGUUUCCAGGCCUUGCCGGAGCGCCGCCGCAGAGGAUCCCUGGCCGUCCCGGAAAUGCUUUCGGCCAGCGCCAACAUGGCUGCGACCCUGCGGGCUGCGGGCGCUCUGCUCCGCGAGCCGCUGGUGCAUGGCAGCUCGAGGGCCAGCCAGCCAUGGAGGUGCCAGUCGGGUGCUGCGGUGGCAGCCACCACGGAGAAAGUGCAUCAUGCCAAAGCUGCGAAACCCCAAGUUCAACCAGAAAGGAGGAAGCCAAAAACCGGCAUAUUAAUGUUAAACAUGGGAGGCCCCGAAACCCUUGGAGAAGUUCAAGACUUCCUUCAGAGGCUCUUCCUGGACCGAGACCUCAUGACACUUCCCAUUCAAAAUAAGCUGGCGCCAUUUAUCGCUAAACGCCGAACCCCCAAAAUUCAAGAACAGUAUCGCAGGAUUGGAGGUGGAUCCCCCAUCAAGAUGUGGACUUCCAAGCAAGGAGAAGGCAUGGUGAAAUUGCUGGACGAGCUGUCCCCCGACACAGCACCUCACAAAUACUAUAUUGGAUUCCGGUACGUCCAUCCCUUGACAGAAGAGGCAAUUGAAGAGAUGGAGAGAGACGGACUAGAAAGGGCCAUUGCUUUCACACAGUAUCCACAGUACAGCUGCUCCACCACAGGCAGCAGCUUAAAUGCCAUUUACAGAUACUAUACCGAGGUGGGGCGGAAGCCCACCAUGAAGUGGAGCACCAUCGACAGGUGGCCCACACACCCCCUCCUCAUCCAGUGCUUUGCAGACCACAUUCUGAAAGAGCUGAACCAUUUUCCAGAGGAGAAGAGAAGCGAGGUGGUCCUUCUGUUCUCUGCCCACUCCCUGCCGAUGUCUGUUGUCAACAGAGGGGACCCCUAUCCCCAAGAGGUAGGAGCCACUGUCCACAAGGUCAUGGAAGAGCUGGGUUACCCCAACCCCUACCGACUGGUCUGGCAGUCCAAGGUUGGUCCAGUACCCUGGUUGGGCCCUCAGACAGAUGAGGCUAUCAAAGGGCUUUGUGAGCGGGGGAGGAAGAAUAUCCUCUUGGUCCCAAUAGCAUUUACCAGUGAUCACAUUGAGACACUCUAUGAACUGGAUAUUGAAUACUCUCAAGUCUUAGCUCAGAAGUGUGGAGCUGAAAACAUCAGAAGAGCGGAGUCUCUUAAUGGAAAUCCAUUGUUCUCCAAGGCCCUCGCUGAUCUGGUGCACUCCCACAUCCAGUCAAACAAGCUGUGCUCCACGCAGCUGAGUCUGAGCUGUCCGCUCUGUGUAAAUCCUGUCUGCAGGAAGACUAAAUCCUUCUUCACCAGCCAACAGCUGUGACCCUGCCUGAGGACCCGUGGGAUCCUCAGAUGUACAGCCUCCAGACACCUGCACCGGGGACGGCGGCGGCGACGGUGGGGACGGAAGCCACAUUUGUCUCGACACAGACUAUGAUUUCUCUCUUGCCUAUGUUUCGUUUUAUGUAAUGUUAUUUUAUUUUAUUUUGUUUUGUUUUGUUUUGUUUUGUUUUAUUUUGUUUUAUUUUAUUUCUUGCUUCCUUGUGUAGGCCAAACUGGCCUCCACUGAGCCUCCUGCUCCCAUUUCAUGAGUGCUAGCUAACAUCACAGACAUACAAAAUUGUGAUCCUUGGAAUCACAAUUGACUUGAAAUUCUUACUGAGAUUUUUAUUUUCACAUACACAAACAGUGAACACUUACAACUGUUUCUGGGGUCAGUUUAUUUACGAAUGUGGAAUAUCUAUUAGGGCAUCCCAGGAAUGAGUUUUACAUUUUUAUCUUAUGAGACGCACACAGAUUCUGCACUUACUGCCCAAAACAACUUCCUAAAAUAGUAUGGUAUGUCCUCCAUGUACUGCCAGUGGUGACUGAGAUGUUUACGUCUUAUGGAUAUAGCUAUAGCUUAAGUGAAUAUUAUAAAUUUAUGAAAUAUAAUUUGUAAAAGUAAGCUGCGUGCAUAGCUUAGGAUUGUAUGCGUGCCUCAUGGCUCCUGCUUUAACCCCAGCACUGAACACUGACAUUAUGCUACUCUUUCCCUAAGUCCAUGGGUACAGGGAUGCGAGGGAGUCAGAGUGGUCCCUACUCUGCUUCUAUUGGCAAUGCAGCCACUGCUCCCUGGCCACUGUGGCGUCUGAGGCGGAGUCUCAUCUGCCUCCCUGGAAACUGAAACAAGCGCGUGUUUCAAGAGUGCUGAGAUUCCCCAGGCGCAGAGCCUAAUAAAUGUGUGGAAGUUCA